CUCGGUAAAGCGGCAAGUAGCAUUUUUAAGCCUGGGUGUGAACAUAAAAUGGACUUGAGAUGGUGCGAAGUACCACGUUAAGUGGUUACAUAUGCCGCUGUGACGGCACGGAGGAAGUUCUUCACCAAGAUCUCGGAAGAAUAUCUACGAUCGUCAUGUCGGUCUUUAACAGCCCAGAUCCCUGUGGCGAAAAGAAAAUAUCUGACAGGAACACGGGUCAUCACGACGAUAAUGUUAUGUCGUACACGGCCGACGUUUCCAACAUGGCCACUAGGGGCAGUCCACGCUUUGGAGCCUUGAGUCACCACUCCUUCUUCUCCAGACACAACCCUCACCCACACAGAGUCACACACAUCCAAGGUCUAAAUGGGAUUCCAGUGUGCAUGGUGAAUGACGACUGGUACGUGACCACCUCACUGUUCCCCCAUCCGCUCAUCAAGAGUCAGGUAUUCAGGACGAGUUCAGGAGCACCUUUCUCCCUGCCUGCAGGACACAGCGUGUUUGGAGGCAGAUACAGCACCGGACACAGAACAGCUCUGUUAUCAGAAGCCUGGAAAGAGGAGUUGAAAGAUCUGUCUGCAAAAGUCAGCGUUUCUACACCGGACAAAAAGGACAUGAGAGAUGAGAAUGAAGAGGAGGGUCUAGGACUGAUCCGGAGGAAGACCCAGUACUCUGCCAAGACAGGGAGGAUCAUCCCUCCCUCCUCCCAGGCUUAUAAGCGUAGCCACCAGGCUCAGACCCACCGUCACCCCCCUGCCCCAGCUCUACAUCAGCAGGAACUUAUGGUGCUGGAGCUGCUGUGUCAAAUCCUUCAGACUGACUCCUUAUCAUUGGUCCAGCAGUGGCUGCUGCUCGCGGGCCAGAGGGAGAAGGACAUGGUGAUGGGGUUGAUUCAGUGAAUCUAACUCCCAGUUGA
This is a messenger RNA of Oncorhynchus keta (chum salmon), 916 nucleotides long. Its product is annotated as protein TBATA-like. The record is from RefSeq and is a predicted model, not a curated record. The coding region runs from base 60 to 899 and encodes 279 amino acids. NCBI's taxonomy places the organism in Eukaryota, Metazoa, Chordata, Actinopteri, Salmoniformes, Salmonidae. The transcript has 7 exons.